This is a messenger RNA of Saprolegnia parasitica CBS 223.65, 1074 nucleotides long. RefSeq lists its product as hypothetical. The record is from RefSeq and is a predicted model, not a curated record. NCBI's taxonomy places the organism in Eukaryota, Oomycota, Saprolegniomycetes, Saprolegniales, Saprolegniaceae. Bases 35 to 949 code for a protein of 304 amino acids. The transcript has 2 exons.
CUACGGACGCGGGCACUUUGCUUUUUGCGAUCGCAUGCGUCUCCAAGCUGUCGCAGCGCGCAAUGCCGGCGCCAACUUUGCAGGGUGCACGGCGCUCGUCGUUGGCGCCACGUCAGGCAUUGGCGAGGCCAUUGCGCACCGCCUCGCCAAAGCCCACUUCAACGUCGUCGUCGCCGGUCGCAACGCUGAGCGCGGCCGCGACGUCGUUGACGCGCUGCACUCGACGCACCCUGGCGGCGACCACACGUUCCUUCCGCUUGACGCCGAGUGCAUGGCCAACAUCCAUGGGCUCUCGUCGCAGUUCCCGCGCCUCGAUCGGCUCGUGUGCACACAGGGGAUCUCAACGAUCCAAGGCCGCACCGAGACACGCGAGGGCCUCGACCAGAAGAUGGCGCUGCACUACUACAGUCGCGUGGCCCUCACGCGCGAGUUCCUCCCGCUGCUGCGGCAGUCGCCACGGGCGCCGCGCGUGCUCUCGGUCUUUAGCGCCGGCGUGCACUCGCCGUACCACAAGUUUCGCGACGACCCGGACCUCCAGAUGCACUACUCGCUGAGCAAUGCCGCGAACGCGUGCGGCUUUUACAACGAUCUGAUGCUCGACGCGUUUGCGGCCGACCCGGCGAACGCGACGGUGGCCUUUGCGCACACGGCGCCGGGUUUUGUCUCGACCAAGUGGGGCACCGAGAUGCCGUGGUUUGUACGAACGCUCUUCGUUCGCCCGCUGCAGUUUUACGGCAAAACGUCCAGCGACUGCGCCGAGUUCCUCUCGGACUUUCUGCUACAAGAGGCAGCGCCCGACGCGCCACGCGUCACGCUUCUAAACCAGUUUGGCGAACCAGCGUCGCCGACGUCAAUGCACUCGCCCGAAGCUGUCGCGUUUCUGCGGGACCACACGCUCGAGGUGCUGGACCGUAUUCGCGCCGACGCCGCCGUGGCCAACGUCGCCUGAUUCGAAACAAGUUGUUGUCACUGUAGCUAUUAACUCUUGCGAUAGUACUGUCCUUGCAUAGAGAUUCGUACAAGGUCAAUCUCGUCUGCAUGCAUGUCUGGAGCCGGGCGGGUAUAAUAAUUGCG